Messenger RNA from Cynoglossus semilaevis (tongue sole), 806 nucleotides. It is a transcript of the gene eef1b2, whose product is annotated as eukaryotic translation elongation factor 1 beta 2. The coding region runs from base 82 to 777 and encodes 231 amino acids. Gene Ontology annotation, cellular component: cytosol; eukaryotic translation elongation factor 1 complex. NCBI's taxonomy places the organism in Eukaryota, Metazoa, Chordata, Actinopteri, Pleuronectiformes, Cynoglossidae. Gene Ontology annotation, molecular function: guanyl-nucleotide exchange factor activity; translation elongation factor activity. The transcript is spliced from 7 exons. Gene Ontology annotation, biological process: translational elongation. The record is from RefSeq and is a predicted model, not a curated record.
GGUUAUUUAAAGUUGUCUGCCCUCCUUCUCUUUCCUUUCCCUCCGCCAUCGUCUCCUUUAUAUCCCAUCUUUACCGUCAUCAUGGGCUUCGGUGACCUUAAAUCCACCUCCGGCCUCGCUGUUCUCAAUAAUUUCUUAUCAGACCGGAGCUACAUCGAGGGCUACGUCCCAUCUCAAGCUGAUGUGGCUGUGUUUGAGGCCAUCCCCACUCCUCCUUCUGCAGACCUGUGCCAUGCCCUGCGCUGGUACAACCACAUCAAGUCGUACAACAACCAGAAGAACAGUCUUCCAGGUGUGAAAAAACCCCUGGGUCAGUACGGACCCCCAGGUGUGGCUGACACCACCACCACCAGCUCUGCCCCCGCUAAAACACCCGCUAAAGAUGAAGAAGACGAUGAUGACAUAGACCUGUUUGGUUCUGAUGAUGAGGAAGACGCUGAGGCAGCACGGCUGAAGGAGCAGCGCCUGGCUGAGUAUGCUGCCAAGAAGUCCAAAAAGCCCACCCUCAUUGCCAAGUCAUCCAUUCUCUUGGACGUGAAGCCAUGGGACGAUGAAACAGACAUGGCAAUGCUGGAGGAGAACGUCCGAAGCAUCCAGAUGGACGGACUGGUCUGGGGACAGUCUAAAUUGGUUCCAGUGGGUUACGGCAUCAAGAAGCUGCAGAUUGGCUGCGUUGUUGAAGAUGACAAGGUAGGAACAGAUAUCCUUGAGGAAAAAAUCACUGCCUUUGAGGACUUCGUCCAGUCCAUGGAUGUUGCUGCCUUCAACAAAAUCUAAACUUCAACAAUAAAGAGUUUCCUGUCUAU